Molecule: messenger RNA, 2286 nt
Organism: Babesia bovis T2Bo
Lineage: Eukaryota; Apicomplexa; Aconoidasida; Piroplasmida; Babesiidae
Product: Peptidases_S8_Subtilisin_like amily protein
Exons: 1
Coding region: 100-2187 (695 amino acids)
Biological process (GO): proteolysis
Molecular function (GO): serine-type endopeptidase activity
Source: RefSeq, a predicted model, not a curated record
UGUUUACGAUAUUUGAUUCAGCUUAAAACUAAACUAUGUAUAACGUUUUUCAUUGCCUAAUGGAACCUUUUCAUAAUUUGCUAGUAUCAUGCAAUAACAAUGAGAUGGCUACUGGAGUUGGGGUUGACAUUCACUUUGUUGAUAAUCGUCGACCAAAAUACGGCGACUGCACCAGUAGAGCCAAAAGAACUUACCAGUAAUGCAGACACUAAAGAUUCCAUUGACUUUGGUAAAUGGAAGAAGUAUGAUGUUACAAAUAUUGGCGAAUGUGGCAGGGAGUGCUUAAGGAUGGUGAAUGGUCCCCAAAACUCUAUCCCCAAGCCAAUUAAAUUUAUAGCUAGGUACACAAAUAUGAAUACGGAACAGUCGUUUCUACAGUUGAGUGACAUUGUGAGUGAAAGCACAACAUCGACUGAUGACAUCGGUCUUGUGGAGUUAAUGAGUUUGAAUAUGUUCAUAGUAGAGCCUCCACAUGAUUAUACUGACGAACAAUUAGAAUCCCUUCGAAAGGGACUUACUGAGCGUGGUAUAAUAAUAGAAAACGAUGAAACAGCAUACCUAACUUCCUUUGAUACUCCAAAGGCCUCCUCCACAAUCUCCGGAAGUGCCCCUGUGUCAAAUCAUCAUGCUGAUAACCACUCCGCGUUUUUCAAUGACCAUAUGAUGUCGGAUAACAAUAUUGCCGCUAACUCUGUAAAAAAUCACAAUGAGUCUAGUGGACGAAAUAAGCGAAACGGUGGAAUCACCGGCGCCCCAAUGAAGAAAAAUAGAUCAUCUAAAAAUAAACGAAAUCCAGCAAACUCAAGAAAGGAUGUACAAAAUGAACCAAAUAUACGCGAUGACGGAGAUGGAAACAACAAACCACGUAGAUCACCAAAAAGAAAAAUCAACCAAACUGAGAAAUUUCAAACGAAAAUGAAGAACCAUGGGACAAAUAUUAACCAAGGGAAUGGCCAAGCUGAAAAUAAAACAAGCGAUAAUUAUAGUCAAUCGACAACAAAUAUAGCAAGUCAGAAUGGAGGUGUCCUUGGACCAUCACCCGAUAAAACCAAUCCAGCCAUAGAAAACGUUAAAGAACUGUCAGAUGAUUAUUCCGACAAACAGUGGUAUAUCACAGUAACACAGGCUGAUGAAGCAAUAGCAAAACUCAAAACUAUGAAACGACGUCGUGUUACCGUAUGCACCAUCGAUACGGGGGUGGAUUAUAAUAACAAAUCCUUACAACAUGCGUUUGAACAUGAAGGUAGCGGUGAGUCAUCAUCGGAAUAUUUUGGAGAAAGAAGAUACGGCAUAGAUGCUAUAAAUGAAACCUAUGACCCUAUGGAUAUCCAUGGACAUGGUACAGGUAUAGCCGGGCUAAUAGCAGGAAUGAAGGUUGAUGGAAACGGAAUUACAGGCAUAAAUCCUACCGCACGAUUAAUAGCUUGCAAAGCGUUUGACAACGAUUUAAAAGGAAGGCUAAGUGAUAUAUUGAAAUGUAUAGAUUACUGUAUCAAAAGAAAGGCACAAGUGCAAAACCACAGUUGGACAUUGCCUGCAGCCAGUGGAGCUCUGAUGCAUGCAUUCAAAAUAUUAGAAAACAUGAAUGUGUUAUCUGUUGUUUCGUCGGGAAAUAUGGUACCCAGAGGUCCUAGGGAACCAAAUAUACGAUUGGAACAUGUUGUACCAGCAACAUACACCACAUUCUAUUCAAAUAUAUUGAGCGUUGCAGGAAUGCAACAAAUGACAGAGAAGAAUCUAGCUGAUCGCAUUGCACAAUGUAAAUCUAGAAGAAACAAUCCUGAAAGCUGUGUUGUUGAAUUAAUAGACAAGUUUGAAUUGUAUUCGAAGACCCAAUAUGGUCUACAUAUAUGCCAAGUACUCGCUCCAGCAAAAAAUAUAUAUACCUUAGGCUUGAAUAACACAACGAUCGUAGUAGAAGGAACUUCAUAUGCAGCGGGGAUAAUGUCAGGCGUCAGUAGCAUCUUAUUAUCUCCCAUAUUUAGCAACGAAACCGUUGGUACUCGCAUUGUGCCUCAUUUUAUACAACAGAGUGUAAUAAAAUUAAAAACGUGUAAAACUACAGUACGAUGGGGAGGAUAUGUUAGUGCAUCAAAAUGUUUGCAACAUAUAUUUAAUAACAUGAUUAUCUUCCAAACACGCAGGCUGAGAAAAUGGCGAAUGGCACGUAGAAAGCUAUUGAGAUGAUUUCGAAUAUGGCAAUAAAUAGGAUGUCAUCCAAUACCAUUAUUCAAAGCCUUUUGCUAUUUUGGCUGUAUUUCUUACAGGUUGUUGUUACAUUAAAAU